CUUGCGGGGAUAUAACGCUUGCCUCUCGAUUUUUGCAAGCAGUUGCCUUUACCACGUCGAGGUGUAAAUACGUAACAGAAAAAAAGAAGCCAGAAAUGUGCGACCGCGACCUCCCCCUGGACGCCACGCGCGCCAUCUGUGAGCACGAGGCGGCGGCGGCGAAGGAGGUGGCCGACCCUUGGCAGAAUUUCUACGGCGAUUCGCUCUUCCUGAAACGAGACUGGGAUCUGGAGGACUGGCGAAGCUACUAUGAUAAGAUGCCUGGCUGGGAUGGCUGCGAGGGAACAGGACUGGGCGUCACUCAGUUCGCCGACAAGGUGUUUUGGAAGACAGAGGCCAGGGCGUUUUUCCCUCUCUGCGGCCGGGCGGAGGACAUGAAGUGGGCCUACGACCACGGCCACACCGUCGUCGGGCUGGACGGAGCGGAGAAGCCCGUCCAGCACUUCUUCGAGAAGUACCAAGACCUCCAGCACACCGUGGAGGAGCUCGAGUACGGGAAACUCUACAAGAGCAAGGACCGACGUCUGCAGGUGUUCGUGUGUGACAUCACGGACAUCGCCCUCGUGGUCCUCGGGAAAUUCGACGUCGUGGUGGACUGCGGGGCCUACACGUCCAUCCACCCGCGAGACAGGGCCAGGUACGUCGAGACAGUGACAUCGACGCUGGGGAGAGACUACCGCUAUUUCCUCGACGUCUGCCACGACGCGCCGCCGGCAGCCACGGGCCAACCCCAGUCGAUUCCGCUGCGCGAAGUGAAAAGGGAUUUUGGUUCUUCGAGGAAAUUAGAAUUCUUAGGAACCGAAGAUAUUAGUGAAGAAUGGGGUGUCGACACGUUUUUCCAGACUUACCUCAUCAUGGAACCGAAAUAAAAAAAAGAAAUAGUUUCAUAAAAUGUGAAGA
Penaeus monodon (black tiger shrimp) is the source of this 900-nucleotide messenger RNA. Its product is annotated as thiopurine S-methyltransferase-like. Gene Ontology annotation, molecular function: thiopurine S-methyltransferase activity. The transcript is spliced from 7 exons. NCBI's taxonomy places the organism in Eukaryota, Metazoa, Arthropoda, Malacostraca, Decapoda, Penaeidae. Bases 96 to 869 code for a protein of 257 amino acids. The record is from RefSeq and is a predicted model, not a curated record.